CAAUUUGUUCAAAAACAGUGCUCAUCUAAACAAAACAAACAGCAAAGCCCAAAAAAACAAAUCUCAUAGUUGCAGAAAACAAUGGCAGAAAAAGGAGGUUUAGGGUUUGAGAUAACAGAGCUUAGAUUGGGUCUUCCUGGGGUUUCUCUUAAAUCAUCAUCAGAGAUUAACAAGAAAAGGGCAUUUUCAGAAACGUUAAACGACGAAUAUAGCUCGACAACUACAGAUCAUUGUGAAGAUCGGAAUAAUCAAAGCAAGACACAAAUUGUUGGUUGGCCACCGGUAUGUUUACACAGAAAAAAGAACAGUAAUAGUACGAAUGUUAUCAUUCAUGAAGAAAAAUGUAAUGACUCAGAUUCAGCUAAACUAUAUGUAAAAAUCUCCAUGGAUGGUGCACCGUUUUUAAGGAAACUUGACCUUAAUGUCUAUGAGAGGUAUUCUGAUCUCAUAGUUGCGUUUGAGAAACUCUUCAGCGGUUUCAUUUCCGGCGAGGUCUUAAACGACACGGACAAUUCAGAGUAUGUACCAAUUUAUGAAGAUAAAGAAGGGGAUUGGAUGCUCGUCGGGGACGUUCCUUGGACGAUGUUUACUGAAUCAUGCAAGAGAUUAAGGAUAAUGAAAAGAUCAAAUGCAAAACAAUUUGGCUUGCGAGAUGAGAAAUAUGAAACGUCGAACGGAAUUGAUAAUUCAAACUGACUGAAUUCAUCGGCGAUUGGAAUUUCGUAGUUUUAUAUAUAUUGUAAUGUGUUUUUAGUUAAGGAACUAAAAUACAUUUUCGUUAGUUUUAAGCAAAGAAUGUUUAUGCUCAGAGAUAUACAUACACUGCAGUGUUUAGUUUCGAAUUCUUGUAAUUUACAAGCAAUGGUGUCUGCUUAAUCGUUUCAUAGCUAGUAAUUCAUAAUAUUUUUAUACGAGAUACUUUGAGUGCAAAAAAAAAAAAAAAAAACAUCUACAUUGUCUCAAAUGCCUUUGAGCAUUUACAUUACUGUUGUCACAAAAGAUGGUCAAAU
Molecule: messenger RNA, 1010 nt
Organism: Papaver somniferum (opium poppy)
Lineage: Eukaryota; Viridiplantae; Streptophyta; Magnoliopsida; Ranunculales; Papaveraceae
Product: auxin-induced protein 22C-like
Exons: 3
Coding region: 82-696 (204 amino acids)
Biological process (GO): regulation of DNA-templated transcription
Cellular component (GO): nucleus
Molecular function (GO): protein binding
Source: RefSeq, a predicted model, not a curated record